This is a messenger RNA of Juglans regia (Persian walnut), 2906 nucleotides long. RefSeq lists its product as uncharacterized. The record is from RefSeq and is a predicted model, not a curated record. Lineage: Eukaryota; Viridiplantae; Streptophyta; Magnoliopsida; Fagales; Juglandaceae. The coding region runs from base 119 to 2770 and encodes 883 amino acids. Gene Ontology annotation, molecular function: hydrolase activity, hydrolyzing N-glycosyl compounds. The transcript has 13 exons.
CUUAUCCUCGCCAUCUCAACUAGUCCUUACUAACUUCUAGCUCUUCGUUUCCCUGUCCAAAACACCUCUUUUGGAGGAAAAAGGAUUAAUCUGGGCUGUGAUUAUUGAAACCAGGAGAAUGUUGCCGCAGAGGAAUUUGUGGGUUGCGGUAUUAUUGAUUACAGGAGUUAUUGGAGCUAAUCUCUACACUUUGGAGGGUCUCCCGCGACGAGUUCUCUUGGAUACAGAUGUUGAUACUGAUGAUAUCUUUGCUCUCUUGUACCUCUUGAAGCAAAACAGGUCAGAGUUAGAGGUGGAGGCAGUCACUAUCAAUGCAAAUGCAUGGACUGAUGCGGGACAUUCUGUGAAUCAAAUCUAUGACAUUCUUUACAUGAUGGGCCGUGAUGACAUUGCUGUUGGAGUAGGAGGUGAUGGUGGGAUACUAGAAGAUGGUACAGUUCUCCCCAAUGUUGGAGGGUUUCUUCCUAUUAUUGAACAGGGGAUUUCAACUGUAGGAUAUUGUAGAUAUAGACAAGCUAUUCCUGUAGGUUCAAGAGGGCGAUUAGAUCUUGAUGCCAACUAUGGAAUCAGAAAAGCAUUCCUCCCGCAGGGGAGAAGGAAGUAUACACCUCUUGGUCAACCAACUGCUCAGCAAGUUAUGAUUGAAGAAAUAUCAGAGGGUCCCAUAACUGUAUUUCUUAUAGGAGCACAUACCAAUUUUGCAAUUUUCUUAAUGAGCAAUCCACAUCUAAAGAAAAAUAUCGAGCACAUUUAUGUCAUGGGUGGUGGUGUGAGGUCAAAGAACCCAACUGGUUGUUGUCCAAAAAAUGCUGGCAGCUCAUCUUGCGUGCCUCAGCAAUGUGGUGACCAUGGUAAUUUGUACACGGCCUAUGCAAGUAAUCCUAAUGCAGAGUUCAAUAUGUUUGGAGAUCCUUUUGCUGCAUACCAGGUUUUUCACUCUGGCAUUCCCAUCACACUUGUUCCACUGGAUGCAACGGACACUAUCCCAAUUAGUGAGAAGUUCUUUGACACAUUUGAGCAGAAUCAGAAUACGUACGAGGCACAAUACUGCUUCCAGUCAUUGAAAAUAAGUCGUGAUACAUGGUUUGGCAACCAAUUCUAUACGAGCUAUUUUAUGUGGGACUCCUUAGCAGCUGGUGUGGCCACUUCAAUCAUGCUUAACUCUCAUGACAACCAUGAUGGGGAAAAUGAAUUUGCUGAAAUGGAGUAUAUGAAUAUUACUGUAGUUACUUCAAACAAACCUUAUGGGAUGCAUGAUGGCUCUAAUCCAUUCUUUGAUGACCGCCGAGCUCCCAAGUUUAACUUAAAAAAAGGUGGAGUACAUAGUGGUCAUGUUCAGACUGGACUUCGAGAUCCUUUCUGCAUUGUGAAGAAUGGGAAGGGAAAAUGCCAGGAUGGUUAUACAGCAGAAGUAACUGGUCCGGAGGCAGUACGUGUGCUAGUUGCUACAAAAGCCAAACCUAGCCAGGAGACAAACAGUUUACUAGACACAGAAUUUUAUAAGAGCUUCUUGAGUACUCUAAACCGACCUCAACAUACUGGGAGAUUUAGUUUUAGGUCUCAAUUUCCUUACUACAAAGAAGUACUUUACAAACCAGAUUUUGGAUCUAAAACACUUGGCAAACCUGUUGUUUUUGACAUGGAUAUGAGUGCAGGAGAUUUUCUAGCUCUGUUUUACCUCCUAAAAGUACCUGUGGAAGUGAUCAACCUCAAGGCUAUAAUUGUAAGCCCAACUGGUUGGGCUAAUGCUGCUACAAUAGAUGUCAUUUAUGAUUUACUUCAUAUGAUGGGGCGUGAUGAUAUUCAAGUUGGUCUUGGAGACUUAUUUGCAAUGAAUCAGUCUGAUCCGAGCUUUUCAGCUGUUGGAGACUGCAAAUACAUUAAGGCCAUCCCACAUGGCAGUGGUGGAUUUCUUGACUCUGACACUCUCUAUGGUCUUGCUCGUACUUUGCCACGAAGCCCUAGAAGGUAUACGGCUGAGAAUUCUGUGAAAUAUGGAGCUCCUCGGGACACUGAUCACCCUGAGCGCAGACAGCCACUAGCAUUGGAAGUUUGGAAGUCUGUAGUGAAAUCACUCGACCAAGGAUCUAAGGUCACCAUACUGACCAAUGGACCCCUGACUAAUCUUGCCAAAAUUAUUUUAUCAGAGAAAAAUACUACCUCUCUUAUUCAGGAUGUUUAUAUAGUUGGAGGACACAUCUACCAUGGUCACACGAACAAAGGAAAUGUCUUUAGUGUUCCUUCCAAUGAAUAUGCAGAAUUCAAUAUGUUUCUUGACCCUGUGGCUGCAAAGACGGUCUUUGAUUCGGAACUCAAUAUCACGCUCAUUCCACUUGGCAUCCAGCGUAGCGUUGCUUCAUUUCCAAGGCUCUUAGAAAAGUUUCAGGACAUAAAAAGGACAGAUGAAGCUAAGUUCGCCCGCCGUUUGCUGACAAGGCUAUACCGCUUGCAACAAAUCGACAUUAGAUAUCAACAUAUGGAUACAUUCUUCGGGGAAAUCCUUGGUGCAGUAGCACUGGCUGGUGAUCAUUCCACUUUGAAGCCAACUUCGCGAGUGAAGCCCAUCAAAGUCUUUGCUGAAGGUGUUGAAUCCAAAGAUGGACAGACCGUGAUUGAUAAAAAACAAGGAAAAUUGGUUAAAAUAUUGAAAAAUGUUAACCCCACAGCGUAUUACCAUCUAUUUGCAAAUCAGCUUGGAAAUUCGAAGCAGUCUGCUGUGAUAGGAAGUUUUGAUGACCAGAGAAGAAUGUGGAGUACACCAUCAACAUAACCUGAGUUUUCUUCAAGGCGAUGGGUUAAUUAUUCUUUGACAACAGGAAUUUUUUUUCGUCUUCUUGAUAUACAGCUGCUUCGCAGUUUCACAUAUACAAAAAAAUAAAAUAAAAUAAACAGCAUUUCCAUUUGUA